Messenger RNA from Diceros bicornis minor, 2207 nucleotides. It is a transcript of the gene CLP1, whose product is annotated as cleavage factor polyribonucleotide kinase subunit 1. The coding region runs from base 470 to 1747 and encodes 425 amino acids. Gene Ontology annotation, molecular function: polynucleotide 5'-hydroxyl-kinase activity. Lineage: Eukaryota; Metazoa; Chordata; Mammalia; Perissodactyla; Rhinocerotidae. Gene Ontology annotation, biological process: tRNA splicing, via endonucleolytic cleavage and ligation. Gene Ontology annotation, cellular component: mRNA cleavage factor complex; nucleus. The record is from RefSeq and is a predicted model, not a curated record. The transcript has 3 exons.
CCACCAUCCUUCCCACCAUCCUUCCCCUCUCCGGGGAAGAUGCAGGUGAGCGGGAACACGGGGGCGACACUCCGCAACCGCCGCGCCUCGGGGACCAUUCGCUUCUCGGCCGGGCCCCGCCCCCUUGCGGGGGCGUAACCGCCACGCCUCCCUCCGGCUUCGCGAACAAUGACGGCCGCCGCCCCUCCCACCUUUGGCGUCACGAUCAAAACAAUCCUUUAACUACAACUCCCAGAAGGCCGAGCGGCAGCGCGAGCUCAACCACUCGCGGCUGUUCCGGCACAACUACAUUUCCCAAGGGGUAUCGCGCGACCGCGGCUCCUUCACUGCGCAAGUGCGGAACCACCUUUGUUUCCGGCGUGGGUUUGUGGGAGCGUGGCUUCUAGUUGCCCUGGGUCUUAACUGGAGGGCUUCUUGGUUUAUCGGUUUGGGCUCGUGACUGUGCAGGCACAGCAGCUACACGGAAAAGAUGGGAGAAGAGGCCAGUGAUGACAAGAAGCCAACAACUAAAUUUGAACUAGAGCGAGAAACAGAACUUCGCUUUGAGGUGGAGGCGUCUCAGUCAGUUCAGUUGGAGCUGCUGGCUGGCAUGGCCGAAAUCUUUGGCACGGAGCUGACCCGAAACAAGAAAUUCACCUUUGAUGCUGGUGCCAAGGUGGCUGUUUUCACUUGGCAUGGCUGUUCUGUACAGCUGAGUGGCCGCACCGAGGUGGCUUAUGUCUCCAAGGACACUCCUAUGUUGCUUUACCUCAACACUCAUACAGCCUUGGAGCAGAUGCGGAGGCAGGCAGAGAAGGAAGAAGAACGAGGUCCCCGGGUGAUGGUAGUGGGCCCCACUGAUGUGGGCAAGUCCACGGUGUGCCGUCUACUGCUCAACUACGCUGUGCGUUUGGGCCGCCGGCCCACUUACGUGGAGCUGGAUGUGGGUCAGGGCUCUGUGUCCAUCCCUGGUACCAUGGGAGCCCUCUACAUUGAGCGGCCAGCAGAUGUUGAAGAGGGCUUCUCUAUCCAGGCCCCUCUGGUGUAUCAUUUUGGCUCCACUACUCCUGGCACCAACAUCAAGCUUUAUAAUAAGAUUACAUCUCGUUUAGCAGAUGUGUUCAACCAAAGGUGUGAAGUGAACCGAAGGGCCUCUGUGAGUGGCUGUGUCAUUAACACCUGUGGCUGGGUCAAGGGCUCAGGUUACCAGGCCCUGGUGCAUGCAGCCUCAGCCUUUGAGGUGGAUGUGGUGGUGGUUCUGGAUCAAGAACGACUGUACAAUGAACUGAAGCGGGACCUGCCUCACUUUGUACGCACUGUGCUGCUCCCUAAAUCAGGGGGUGUGGUUGAGCGCUCCAAAGACUUCCGGCGGGAAUGUAGGGAUGAGCGUAUCCGGGAAUAUUUCUAUGGAUUCCGGGGCUGUUUCUAUCCCCACGCCUUCAAUGUCAAAUUUUCAGAUGUGAAAAUCUACAAAGUUGGGGCACCCACCAUCCCAGACUCCUGUUUGCCCUUGGGCAUGUCUCAGGAGGACAAUCAGCUCAAGCUAGUACCUGUCACCCCUGGCCGAGAUAUGGUGCACCACCUCCUGAGUGUUAGCACUGCUGAGGGCACAGAGGAGAACCUUUCUGAGACCAGUGUGGCUGGCUUCAUCGUGGUGACCAGUGUGGACCUAGAGCAUCAAGUGUUUACUGUUCUCUCUCCGGCCCCCCGCCCACUGCCUAAGAACUUCCUUCUCAUCAUGGAUAUCAGGUUCAUGGAUCUUAAAUAGAGAUCAGCAGGAAGCCUUGCUGCCUGGGGCAUAGAGAUCUCCUGGCCAUCACCAAAGGCAGAUGGACUGAGUGAGGUGUGAGAAUCUAUUGAGGUCAGGCUGACCAGGAAAUGGUGGACUAGUAGAAAGCAUAUAUUCUACCUCUUAAAACAGGUGGUGGCCUCCUAACUCUUCUAAUCUUGAACCACAAGGAAAACCGUGAGAAUAUAAUUGAUUUCUUAGAUCACCUAAGGUGCCACUUUUAACUCUCUGAGGCCCUGGAGAAUCCCAUUUCUUUCACUGUGCUACUGGGUGGGCUAAUUUUUAGGAGGGAUUUUUUUUUUUUUUAUCACUGCUUUGUAUUCUGUAUAUAGUACUUGUUACCUCAUUUAUCCGGGAUGAAAGAGUGAAUUAGAAGGAUUCCUUCCAAUAAAAUUCAAACUUGGGAAAAAAAUUUAUUUUAAUAAAUAUUUUUGCUACA